UACACUGUAUUUGUUUUUACAGGAUAUUCUGCUCAUGAGUAUUUAUACUUUGAAAUCCUUGAACCAGAAUCAUUGAAUUACGUAUUUAAAGUUCGUCAAGCAAGGACAUUUGGAGGAAUAUUUAAUUUGCAGUAUAGCCGCAUAAGUCUUGUUUUAGCAGAUCCCCUGCAUGGAUGUUCGAGAUUGCAAAAUCAGUAUUUAGUAGAAAAUAGUGUUGUAUUGAUUCAGAGGGGGGAAUGCUCUUUUCUUUCAAAAACCUUUAAUGCCGAGCAAGCAGGUGCUAUGGCAACAAUAAUAUACGACAAGGAUUCGAGUAGUGAUUGGCAGUUCAUUGACAUGGUUGAUGAUGGUACUAACAGGCUGGUCAAUAUUCCUGCUGUGUUCCUUCUAGGAAGAGAUGGGUAAGUGAGCAAUUGGCUUACAAAUGGUGUAGUGGCAAGGGAAAGGUGGGGAAGGAGACUCUCCACAAACUAGCCUUUAUGCCUCCUAGCUCAAGGUUCAGUUGGUGGACAUUUCCUUAGAUAAGAACUCAAUGCCAAAGGCCUAGUGUACACAUCUUUCACAUGUUCACUGAAGAAUUCAGUGCAUCCUUUUAAAAGAAUAGGAAGGGGGCCUACUGUACACCAGUACUCUGGUUCACUUUAGACCCUUUCGUUUUGGAAGGAUGUAAUUACUGAACGCCUCUACCUGUAUUUUAUUGACCAGUAGGUUUUUCAAAUAUACACCAUAUACAAAGCAUCUUGAAUAGUAUAGUUAAUAUAUAAAAUAAGUAGGAUUGCACAAAGUAGAAACAUAUACGUUAACAUAAAGAUAUUUUAAUUUGAAUAUUUCGAGACCCCCUGUGCUCUUCCUCAGCAAUAACACGUUUGAUUGAAAAAGUCUUUCAACCUAGCAGACAAGAAUAAAUAAAUAAAGUAAUGACUACGAUAAAUUGCUGAGGAAUGUCCAAUCUAUAUGUAUAUACUAUUGCAGCAGUAGUUUGGUGCACAGCUGGAUUGGUCAAUUCCUCACUGUGCAUUUCACUUUUGUAGUUGAGCAAGGAAGUUUUUAUGGGUACCCGGUGGGGUUCCCUGCUUCUGUGCUGCAUACAGCAGCAACACUUCAGCAUGUGGACCCAUUGA
Messenger RNA from Anneissia japonica, 1121 nucleotides. RefSeq names its product protease-associated domain-containing protein 1-like. The record is from RefSeq and is a predicted model, not a curated record. The annotation marks the transcript as partial. The transcript is spliced from 3 exons. Lineage: Eukaryota; Metazoa; Echinodermata; Crinoidea; Comatulida; Comatulidae.